UUUAAUUUACAAAAAAAGAACAAAUACAGCAAAUACGUUAAAACUAAUACAAUAAAAUAUAUUAAAAUAAAAAUUAUUGCCAGAUGGCUGAAGAGGAAUUACUUGUAAAUACUGGAGGCAGUGAAAACACUUUGAGACACAGGAAAUUUAUCAAACAAGCUCAAGAAACAUUGCAUCAAGCUUCUGAACUAAUUAAAAGAAGAGUUCCUUGUGCAGGAUACCUUUUAUCUCCAAAGCGUUUGUGGUUGAAUACUGUUUCAUCUCCGAAUUGCGAUGUAGUGGUAAUUUUUUCAUCACAAGCCAAGGAAUCGGUGAUUUCAUGGCUUUUAGAUAGAAUUAAGGAGUGUUGUGAAUUAACUGUAAGUGUAAGGCAACAUGUAUCUACUCAGACAACAGCGUUUUAUAUAACUGCCCCAUUUCUUGUUUUAAUAAAGGCAGCAGAAGAAUUUCAUCUUCCAAAACAACUUAAGGCUUCCAAAGGAGGAGGACUAAAGGAAUUUGCAAUUAAAGACUCCCACUGUUUUGAAAACUUUGAAAAUGAUGACCUAUUUUUCACAAGUCAAGAAAAGCAGUGGUUACAACUUAGACUCUUAGAAAGCAUUAGAUGUGAGAAAUCAGACUUAGAAGCAUUUUCUGAAUUAAAUUUAGUAGAGGGACAACCUAUUAUUCCAAGAUGUGUUGUUUCUGGAGUAAUAAUACAGGUUUAUCCAUUACAUGAAAUUAUGGUACUAGAGAAGUUACAAAACAGUUGGGUUCGAGACUUCUUUUCCAGACAGCCAUUAGAUGAUAUUUGUAAUUACUUUGGUGUGAAGAUUGCUAUGUAUUUUGCAUGGUUGGGUCACUACACAACAGCUUUAAGUAUACCUGCCCUUGUAGGAUUUAUUUUUUGGCUUUGCUGUGAUGGUCAACAUCAAAAUUUGGAAGAUAUAGGAUAUGUAAUUUUCUCAAUAUUCAAUAUAGUUUGGGUAACUACAUAUUUACAAGCUUGGAAACGAUAUUCAGCAGAAUUGGCUUUUCGCUGGGGAACACUCGACCAGAGAACUGAUUUACUUGCUGAUGCAAGACCAUUAUUUACAGGUCCACUUCAGCCAAGUCCCGUUACGGGGCGUUUAGAGCCUUGGCAACCAGCUUGGCGAAGACAUGUUUUUCGUUAUUGUGUUACAAUUCCAACAAUAGCCGUAUGUUUGGCAACAGUAUUCUUUGUUAUGACCGUAUCAUUUCAUAUUCAGGAUUGGUGGGAUAGUCACCUUGAAAGCAGAGAAUUUCCUCUUUGGCUAGGCUAUGUGCCUAAAGUAAUGUUGGCUAUAGUUAUAUCACUAAUGGACGAAGCUUAUUUCAAAGUGGCUUUGUGGCUUAACGAUAAAGAAAAUUACCGUCUUGAAACAAAAUACGAAAAUCACCUUAUAGGAAAAGUUGCUGUGUUUCAAUUUGUAAACUCAUUUCUCUCACUCUUCUACAUUGCAUUUUACCUACAAGAUCAGGCUCGAUUGAAAGAGCAACUGGCAGCUCUAUUAAUUUCGCGACAAAUAAUUGGAAAUCUGAAAGAAUCUGCAUGGCCUUAUAUGUUGGAACAUUUACGUUUGGCUAAACUGAGUCUCGAUUUGUGGGGUGUGUUGACCCCAACUGAUCCAAAGUCCCUCCCGGGCGAUAUUAAAAGAGAUUCCAUCUCUUCAACAAAUUCAAAAGACUCUGAUGAACAAGAGAGUUCUUCUGAUACAACGAAAGUUAAAACGAAACGUAGUAUGAGUCAAGCUGAAUUUGAAAGUACUCUGUUUAAGUAUAAUGGCACUUUUGCUGAUCAUUUAGAGAUGACUGUUCAGUUGGGUUACGUUAUACUUUUUUCUUCGGCUUUUCCACCAGCUGCCCUCUGUGCUAUGUUGAAUAAUUUGAUAGAAAUUCGAAGUGAUGCAUUUAAACUAGUUUACGUGUGUCAGAGGCCUUUUGGACAAAGAGUUUCUAACAUUGGAACAUGGCAUAAUUGCAUGGAAUAUAUGAGUAUAAUUGCUGUUCUGGUAAAUUGCGCUCUAAUUGGCCUUUCAGGACAAGUGCAUCGAAUGUUUCCUGAUAUGACAGCGACUCAAACUAUUUUACUAAUAGUCUGCCUUGAACACAUAAUGCUUGGCAUUCGUUUUGCUAUAACUUGUGCAAUACCAGAAAUUCCUGGAUGGCUAGCAACCGAAAUGGCUAAAAUUGAAUGGGCACGAAGGGAAGCCAGUCGAUUAUCGAAUACAAGGACAGCGUCACCUUUUGAUCCCAGCACAAAACGAAUUGGCAGAUUUAUUGUUAAGCCAAAUAGAUCUUCACCAACUACAUCUGCUUCCAAGCAAACGUUCGAUGAAAAAGACAAAUCCGAACAACCUAUGGAACAGAUGAAAAAAGUACCAUCGUUCCUUUCAUCUCUUAACACAUUGCCCCUCACCAGUACUGCAACACCUUCGCCCAGUCGCUCUGUUUCUCAAACUCCUAGUACUCCAGUUGUAACAUCAUCAACAACUUCAACGUCUUCUUCAGUGGUUACUCCUGUUACACCGGCUGGUCAUUCUAACAGUGAAAAUCGGAGAGUCUUAUCAAUCACACCUGACAGUAUACAGCAAAUACCGCCAUUUAAACCGAGAAAGUCUAAAGAAUGGGUUCCACCAGAAGCAUUGGAAGGUAAUAAUAGUUAUCACCUAACGGUUGGCCCUACAGGAGGUGUAGAAUGGGUCCGAAAAUUGAAAGACGAAGUUGACGUACAUAAAAGUAGUGAUUGCAUAGCCAAGGAGGCUUCCAGCUCUGAUUCGGAUUUACUUCGAAGUAGUCCUACGUGGACAGCCAGACCUCGCUCGCCCAGCAGCGGAAAUUCUUCUAAAGCUCAACCGGAACUUGUAGAAAAAGCUUUAGGCGAAAGCAAUCGUAGUAUUUCUAGUCAGGAGGCGGACGAUCAAUUAAAAUCAUCUGCUGAAGAUUUAGCUGCAAAGAAAAAUCGUGUCAGGCAGAGUUUGAUGAAAAGGGCAAGGUCGGUAGCAAUUUUUUCUUUGAAAUUGAAAGAAAGGCGAGCUCGAGAAGCACAAGAAAAGGCCAACAAACCUCCUGUCACCCCUACCACACCUCUUCCAAACAUACAACCCGUUGGAGGCGAAUUAUCUUGCAUUCCAAUAGAAAAGCUUAUUCAGCUGGAAGACGUAAAAAAGCAGCAUCAACGUUUCAGCCAGAGUGGCACAUUAUAAACAAGAAACGGCCAUUUUAUUAUCGUUGUUUUUGCAUAAAAAUAUUAUUACAUGUAUAUGUACACGUACGGUAUUUAGAAUAUAAAGUAUACCUUUUGUAAUAUGGCAUUUAGGUCGUAAGGUUCACGUUCACAUGUUGUUAAAGUUUAUUGUCCAUUUUUAACAGCUUUGCCAUUCAAUUUAGCAAAGUACAAAAAAGUAUAAAAAUACGUACUUAAGACUUGUAAUAAUAGAACGACUGAAUUAUAUGUUGAAUCAUUUUUGUUGGCAGCUUUUGCAUAAUGGAAAUUUAUUUUUGUAUGAAAGAAAACAUGGAAAACAUAAAAAAUAGUUAACUUUAUAACAAACAAAACGAAAUAUUUAUCGACACGUAAUUGAGUAGAAAAUAUAGCUUUUCCUUAUACUUUAUCGAUAACUGUAACUGAAAUUGAAAAUCAUGACUCCUGAUCAAAGACUUAUGUUUUAUGUUGCCGAUAAAUGCUCUACUAUUUUUAGUACAGCAAAACAUUUAAUACAUACAUAAUGAUACCUCAAGAUCAAAUGACUUAAUUUGUUAUAUUGAAAUGAACUUUUUAAAAAAAAGUACUAAAAACAUUCAAAAUUGUAUUGGAAUUUCAAUAAAAUGUUUGCAGAUCUUUAAAGUUUAAGGAAAUACUGUUUAUCAUAAUUGAUAGAUUUACUUAGUCAAGUCAAUUGUAAAAUGGUAUACAUCCCCCUUAGUGUCUCUUUCAUGUUUUUUGGGAACUUCUAAUAGUUUCUCCAAACAAUCUUCCCACGUUAAUUACAAUCAUGUAGUAUCAAAUGUUAAGGAAAAGUAACGUAAUAGGAAAUGCAAUUCAUAAAUAUAGAAUUCAGGGUGAAAUAGAACUCGUCACGGUUAAUUGCUAGUAAUAAAAAAUAAUAAUAACAAGAGCUUUGUAAUCAUCUAAAGUGCAUUUAUACAUAUACACUAUGUUAAGUUUAGAAAAAAAACAAGAAGUUAAAAAUACGUCAUUAAAAGCUUGUUAGCAAUUCAAGACAGAGGUGUUGCAUUUGCGCUUAUUAAAGUGCUUUAAUAUUGAGUUCUAGUUUCCUAAAGCAAUAAGAAAUUAUUUAACAAAAGCAAUACAUACAUCCAAUAAAAACUAUUUAGAUGCA
Messenger RNA from Agrilus planipennis (emerald ash borer), 4343 nucleotides. RefSeq names its product anoctamin-8. The transcript is spliced from 18 exons. Gene Ontology annotation, molecular function: chloride channel activity. The coding region runs from base 84 to 3206 and encodes 1040 amino acids. Gene Ontology annotation, biological process: chloride transmembrane transport. NCBI's taxonomy places the organism in Eukaryota, Metazoa, Arthropoda, Insecta, Coleoptera, Buprestidae. Gene Ontology annotation, cellular component: plasma membrane. The record is from RefSeq and is a predicted model, not a curated record.